CUAUUUACUCUGUAUUACCCCCCAGAAAACAGUUUCCAGUCGAAGCUCCUGAAUCAAUCCUCCCAUAUUUUCGAAGCUCGCUGACGCGCGAUUCUCGCCGGUCAUCCGCUAUGAAGCUUUCUUUCACACUUCCAUCAAAGCCGUCUUCAAACGCUAAGAAACCCUCUCAGGCCAUCAUUUCCGACGACUCGGAAGCUGCUGCGUCCUCCGUCAAAGAGUACGUUACCGAGUACGACUCAUCGAAAGCUCCGGCAGGACCCGGAUCUGUUUCAGAUUUUGUGAUCCCUCCGAUUGCCAACGAAUGGGAGCCUCGCAAGCGGAUGAAGAAUCUCGACCUCCCUUCAAUCAGAUCUUCAGACGAUCAGCCGUUACUGUUCGAGGUACACACCGGUUCCUCCGUUGAACCUUCGCCUGGCUCUAUUUCUUACGGAUUGAAUAUCCGGCAGUCGGUCGGAAAAAGUGACGACGAUGUGAAUACGGAUAAAUCGCAAGACCCUAACCCUAAUCCUGACCCCAUGUUACGAAAACUUAAAGAUGAUUUGAAGAGGCUUCCGGAUGAUAAUGAUAUGGAUGUGUAUGCCGCUAUGCCGGUAGAGAACUUUGCGGCUGCUCUGCUCAAGGGGUAUGGUUGGUAUGAAGGCAGAGGUGUUGGCCGGAAUGCAAAGGAGGAUGUAAAAGUGGUGGAAUUCAAAAGAUGGUCUGCAAAGGAAGGGAUUGGUUUUGCUGCUGCAUUACCAAAGACCGAUCAGGGUAAAGCCGUGCACAAGAAUGAUAGUGAUGAAAAGAGUGAUGGAAAAACCUCAAACGGGAAGGAAGCAAGGGGAGGAAAAGAAGGUGAAGGAAUGUUCGUGGGCAAGCACGUGAGGGUAGUCGGAGGUAGGGAAAUUGGGAUGAAGGGAAAGGUUGUGAAGGUCAGAAGUAGUGGAAAUGUGAUCGUAAGGCUUUCUAGUGAUGACAGAGAGGUGAUUGUUCAAGCAUGUGAUGUUGCGGACUUGGGUUCUGUAGAAGAUGAUAAAUGUAUGAGGAAGUUGAAAGAGUUGAAGAUUAAAGACAGCGAUAAAGAUUCAUCAAGGGUUAGACAUCACAGAGAACGUAGGGAUGAAGUAAUGAGGGAUAGCGAAGGCAGGGAGGAAAGAACACUUGACAGGAGAAAUAGCAGACAUGCUAGAGAUGAUUCAAAUGCAAAGGCAGCUGAUCAGAUUUCUUGGCUGGCCAGCCAUAUAAGAGUUAGGAUUAUUAGUAAGUAUUUGAAACGGGGGAAAUUAUAUUUGAAGAAAGGAAAAGUGGUGGAUGUGGUCGGGCCAUCAACUUGCGAUAUAUCAAUGGACGAGAGUCAGGAAUUGAUCCAAGGUGUGAAUCAGGACCAGCUUGAAACGGCACUGCCUAAGCGUGGAGGCCCUGUCCUUGUUUUGUAUGGAAGGCAUAAGGGCGUGUUUGGAAGCCUUCUUGAAAGAGACAGUGAGAAGGAGACCGGUGUUGUGCGAAACGCGGAUACACAUGAGUUGCUUAACGUGCGGCUUGAGCAAAUUGCAGAAUAUAUUGGAGAUCCUAGCGAUAUUGGGUACUGAAAAAUACUUGCAAAUGCUGCUUUCGUUGACGGAUUGAGGGAGGCAUUGAAGCUAAAGGAUCCUACUGGGUUGUUGUUGACAACAUAGAAAGGGUAGGAUGGUUGAAGAUUGUUCCAUCUGUCACAGAAUGCACGAUUGUGGCUCCCAGAAGGAGACGGGUGCUCGCUAGGGAGGAAUUGAAUCACCCGGUUGAUAUAGUAGACCCCAUCUAGCGGGAAAAGGAAAAGCCACAGUUUGUGUUAUGUUUGGAACGACUUAGUCCGGGGAGAAAAGCUUGCAUCCAUAUAGGCAUUGCCUUGUCUUCUCCUCUACUGCUAGCUCAAGGCAUCCACAUUAGGACCACACUUUCCUUCACGGAGACACGAGUUCAUUGACAAGAGACUUUCUUGUACCGAGUGUGCCCUGAACCU
Cuscuta campestris is the source of this 1978-nucleotide messenger RNA. The record is from the annotation of a GenBank genome assembly. NCBI's taxonomy places the organism in Eukaryota, Viridiplantae, Streptophyta, Magnoliopsida, Solanales, Convolvulaceae.